CGUGAUGACGAUUCUUCGUCAACUUACUCAAUUCUCAGUGGACCAAUCUCCUUACGUCUCAAAACACUUUUUCUUCAAUCUCCCAGCCUCAAAUUUCCAUGAAAACCACCACUUUCAACCCCAUCUAUCUGCUCCAGAAACUAUCAAGGUUAUGUUUUUCUUGAAUUUCCUACAAUCUUUACAUCAAAUUACUAAACUUUAUUCAACAAAAUCAUAAGGGUUUGUUGUUAGAGGUUAGAUAAGGGUUCUUAAACAUAUGUAUCUCAUUUUUAUUCCCAUACGUGUCAAGUAUUGGGCACAUGUUAAUGAUUUCCAGUUCAUGUUCAUCCUCUGCAACCUGUGAAUAUUCAAAGAUUUUGUGGGUAUCAUCAUCAUCAUCAUCAUUAACAAAUUUCCCAUGUAGUAGAAUUACCCAAUCUAGUUUUUCUAGCAUUAUUAGGGUUUAUAGGAGAAGAAAACUGUCAAAAUUGUCCCUAAUCUGGGCUUGUGUGGGUCCCAAUAAGGGAAGGAGAAAAAAUGUGAACUUGAGGGUUUCAAAUGAAUUGGUUGAAGGUGAAGACUCAUUGCCAGAAAGCUCGAUUCCGUUGGGUUCGUCGAAUAACUUCACUCACUUUACAGAAGACCCUAUUGUAGAUAAGCUUAGGACUCAGCUUGGGGUCAUACACCCUAUCCCUUCACCACCGAUUAACCGAAAUAUCGUGGGGUUAUUUGUGUUCUUUUUCUUUGUCGGCGUUGCGUUUGAUAAGCUGUGGACGUCGCGAAAACGGAAUAAACCGAGGGAUGAACGGUCACCGGGAAUGUGGCCGCAGGUUCCCACGAGUUUUUCGUUGUUUCUUGAGAAGGAUUUGCAGAGGAAAGAGUCUGUCGAGUGGGUUAACAUGGUGUUAGGGAAGUUGUGGAAGGUUUAUCGAGGUGGGCUUGAGAAUUGGGUUAUCCGGUCGCUUCAGCCCGUUAUUGAUAAUCUGCAGAAGCCUGAUUAUGUGGAGAGAGUUGAAAUAAAGCAGUUCUCAUUGGGAAACGAGCCACUAUCGGUUAGAAAUGUUGAACGCAGAACUUCCCGCCGCGUUAAUGAUUUACAGUACCAAAUAGGACUCCGCUACACUGGUGGUGCGCGUAUGCUUUUAAUGUUGUCGCUAAAAUUUGGCAUCAUUCCAGUAAAGGUGCCGGUGGGUAUCAGAGAUUUUGACAUCGAUGGAGAACUUUGGGUUAAACUGCGGUUAAUUCCAACAGAGCCGUGGGUGGGAGCUGUUUCAUGGGCUUUUGUGUCACUUCCGAAAAUAAAAUUUGAAUUGUCACCGUUUCGGUUGUUUAACUUGAUGGCCAUUCCUGUGCUCUCCAUGUUCUUGACGAAACUUUUGACGGAGGAUUUGCCACGGUUAUUUGUUCGACCGAAGAAGAUUGUAUUAGAUUUUCAAAAGGGAAAGACAGUUGGUCCAGUCAUAAAUGAUUUCAAGACAGGCGAAAUGCAAGAAGGAAAUAAAGAUUUUGUUGGUGAAUUAUCGGUCACUCUUGUUGAUGCUCGCAAGCUAUCGUAUGCCUUCUUUGGAAAAACGGAUCCUUACGUGAUACUGAGGCUGGGAGAUCAAGUAAUACGUAGCAAAAAGAACAGUCAAACAACUGUUAUUGGCCCUCCCGGUGAGCCAAUAUGGAAUCAGGAUUUUUACAUGCUAGUUACAAAUCCGAGAAAACAGAAAUUGUCCAUUCAAGUGAAAGAUAAUCUUGGAUUUGCAGAUACGACUGUUGGCACAGGAGAGGUUGAUCUCGGAUCAUUGAAAGACACGGUUCCAACAGACAAAAUCGUGGCCCUUCGAGGUGGUUGGGGACUAUUCAGAAAAGGAUACGCAGGAGAGAUUCUACUUCGACUCACGUAUAAAGCAUAUGUAGAAGACGAAGAAGAUGAAAGAACAGAGGCAGUAACUACAGAUAACGACCUAUCAGACGAUGAAUUAUCUGAUGAUUUAGAACAAGCUGCUGCUACAUACGGGCAACGCGUAAAUGAUUUCUCAAGUGGGGCCAACAAAGAAGCUUUCAUGGAUGUUUUAGCAGCAUUACUUGUUAGUGAAGAAUUUCAAGGCAUUGUUGCUUCAGAAACAAGUAAUGCUAAAUACCCUACUGAUGUUAAGAACUCAGAGUCAACAGAGACUUCCCGUGAUGUCGUGUCAGCACCCGACAAUUCAAAUUCCGUGAAUAGUUCUAGAGGGCAAGUUUUGUUUUGGCUUGUGGUGAUCACAACUAUAUCAAUACUAAUCACGUUUGAUGUCGGUGGCUCGAGUAUUUUCAAUCCUUGAUGUAAUGCAACAAGUAUUGUUUUUCAUGGCAGCUCCACUCGUUAUCUGCCACGUGGGAUUUUGUUAUAUAAUCACCUCAUGAAGAAGAGAAUGUUAGUCUAGCGGCUUGAAUUAUCUAAAUUCUUGAGAGCAAAAAGCGGUUAUUUUUGCUAUAUUUAUGAGUUUUGUGUCACUGUUCUUAUACAUACUGUAUUUGGUAGAGAAAUUGUGCCAAAAUGAAAGCAUGAUAGAAACAAUCUUUGUUCUCUGCCUGUGUAUGCAUGUUUUGAGGCGGUUAUUUACUCGUUAUUUUUUUU
This is a messenger RNA of Helianthus annuus (common sunflower), 2584 nucleotides long. Its product is annotated as tricalbin-3. The coding region runs from base 300 to 2288 and encodes 662 amino acids. The record is from RefSeq and is a predicted model, not a curated record. Gene Ontology annotation, molecular function: lipid binding. NCBI's taxonomy places the organism in Eukaryota, Viridiplantae, Streptophyta, Magnoliopsida, Asterales, Asteraceae. The transcript is spliced from 9 exons.